Molecule: messenger RNA, 2997 nt
Organism: Bacillus rossius redtenbacheri
Lineage: Eukaryota; Metazoa; Arthropoda; Insecta; Phasmatodea; Bacillidae
Exons: 4
Coding region: 835-2997 (720 amino acids)
Source: RefSeq, a predicted model, not a curated record
UAUUAAAUUAAAUCUUGACUAAUUUUAUAAAAAAAAUAUUUAACCAUAAUCACGAUGAUAUCCGUGUAUGUAAACAGUUACGUAACACUACAAAUGUGAAAAUGUACCCACACACAAACGAAAUUUCGUUUUGUAGCAUAAAGAUUAAUACAGUAGAUAAAUAUUUUUCAAGUUUAGUUUUGUAAUAUUUACUUUUUAUUUCCGAAGGUACAACUACUGUUUGCAAAAAUAAUGAAAAAAAAUUAAGUACUAUUAAAGAGCAUCUACAGGUUUAAAAUUUGCCAAAUGUAAUACUAUAUGAAUUCUGAGCAACAUAUUAAGUUAUUGACAACAUCUUUUAUAGUUACGUAAAAUUCAGUAACAUGCUAAAGGUGGUUCAGAAUAGAAUUCAAAAUUCCAAAGACAGUUUAAGCAUUUUUAAAUACAAAUGCGUAAUUAAUCACAUAAAAAACAUGUUAGACAUUUUACCGUGCCACCUAUUGGUCGAAACUUAUGCUAUAAUGUGUAGUAAAUAAAUCAAAAUUUCCGCAAAAAUUGCUAUAAGUGCACCCAGAAAAAACCUUAAACAAUUCGAGAGUAAAAUCAACAAACAAAAACCACUUAACUCAGAAAUAUUUUAAAAAAUAUUACAGAUGAAAAUAGACAACAGAGAGAUUAAUGAUUAAUGGACUAAAUCUAGGCAAACAGCAGAUGAAUCACAAAAAAAAAAGAAGGGGGGGGGACAGGCUAUUUUUAAUUAAAUAGUUUCCUUUAAAUAAAUUUUUAAUAAAUCUUAAACUAGCAAACUUAAUGAAUAUUAAAGCAAAGGCAAAUUAAAAUUCUUUAACUACUCUAAUGAAUUAUAUUAUUUCACUUAGGCUUGCAACAUUAGCGAGAAAAAAGAAGAAGCUGGGGUUGACACAGAACCCUCUGCCUGCUGGUGAUGGUCCUGCAACACCAACCUUGCCAGAGAGCCCAGGCGGUGAAAGUUCGGUCCCCACAGUGCCAGAUGUAACCACCAUGGCGUCUUCAGUGGCGGCGUGUACAUCACGCAACACUGAUGACAGUACACAUACUCUGUCCGAUGACUAUCAAGGGAAUGAUGACCUUCCUCCGCUGAUAGUGGUUUACGAGCCUCCAUUGCCACAGACAGAUCCGGGACUCAGUAUGUUAGAGGGUCGAAUGAUGGUUGACGUUCGUCACUUCAUGGUGCAAUGCCGUCUUCUGGAGAGACACAGGUGUCCCAUUUCAUCUUCAGGAACAUAUUUUCUGGAAAGUGUCAACAGGUACGGUCUGCUGACAAAUUUUAAAUUUAAGUGCACUCACUGCAAUCAAGAGCAGCAGUUCAAAUCUGAGCCUGUGGAAUGCCUUCCAGUGGGAAGAAAAAGAAAAUGCAAAAUCGAUACCAACUUAGAUAUCAACGAUAAGAUUGUUUGGGGCGCAAUUUCGGUUGGUCUAGGCUACGGACCAUUGUAUGAACUAUUGUCACUAAUUGAUAUGCAUCCUAUGAGCCCGGGUUGCUUUUCUUAUCACGAGAACAGAAUCGGAGAGCACUGGAAGGCAAUGUUGCAGAAGGAAAUGGAAGAUGCUGCACUGGAAGAGUUCUCUAUGGCGAAAGAUGAUGGACGCAUCUGUAUGGUUGGAAAUGAGGAAUAUGCUUGGACCAUAGGAAUUUUGGAUGGAGGUUGGAGCCAAAGAUCCUAUGGUCAUAGGUAUUCUGCUAAGUCUGGAUGUGCUAUAAUAAUUGGCUUCUACACUAAGAAAUUGUUAUUCCUUGGUGUGAGAAACAAAUAUUGUACCGCAUGCAUUCGGAGCGAACGGAUGGAAAAGGAACCCACGCCUCACCUGUGUUUCCGGAACUGGACUGAUUCUUCCACUGCAAUGGAGGCAGACAUUAUAGUGGAAGGUUUCCGGUUCUGUGAAGCCAAGUACAAACUUCAAUUUAAGAAGUUUGUUGGUGAUGGGGAUUCAAGUGUGCAUGCAGCCAUAGUUGCAAAUGUUUCGUACGGAAGAGAUGUUGAAAAGAUUGAAUGUGCUAACCAUGUCGUGAAGAAUCUCAAAAAGAAUCUUUAUGCCAUAGCCAAGGGCAUCCAUAUGCGGCAUCUCAGCCAGUCGAAAAUCAAAGCCCUCUGUCGCUGUGCAAGAGGUUGUAUCAGCAACUGUGGGGGUGAUGCUAUGCUACUUCAAUCAACACUUCUAAAUGUGCCCAACCAUGUGUUUGGAGACCAUAAGUUAUGCAAUUUAGAUGUGUGUGAGAGAGCUGGUAAAACAGCAAAUCCCUGCAGUUAUGACGCAUUGCCUCGUGAAUUGAUUGUGGGAAUCAAACAAGCUUUUGACCGAGUGAGAGCAAAGUCACAAGCACUUGUAAUGGAUCUCACAACCAACCAAGCAGAAAUGUACAUGUCAUUAGUUGCAAGGAUGGCUGGCGGUAAGCAGAUAAACUGUUCACAGCAGGGGUCUUACAGCCGUAGGGCUACUGCUGCUGGUUUGUCUUUCCAACUUCGCUACAAAUGGCAUGGACAAACUAUGAAGGCGAUCACAGGUCACAGCCCUGGAGUGACUGUGAAGCGAUUAAUGGCAAAAAGACAGAAACAGCAGGUGAACUGUAGGCGAAGGUUGGAUAUGAAUCUGCAUGUACCACGGAAAUCGGAAUCAUUUAAACCACAGGGUGAUAAGAGCUAUGGUCCUCAUGCAACUCAGCCUCCAGCUUCUGGUCUUGAACUAGAAAUUCUGACUGAGUCUGUGAUGAGAAGCAUAGAGCUUACAGUGCAAGAAAGGAAUGAUCUGGAGGUGCAGACACGAGAUCAAGGAAGCAGUCAGUUGUGGAUGAAGGAGCGGAGAAAACGAAGCCACCGAAGCAGCGCGCUGAUUGGACGCCGGCGCAGCGACGCGACUGUUAAAAGGCAGGCCGCGUCGGGACCGCCAAUCACGCUGAUGGGCCGGCGGCGAGAUAUCGCGAGUACUCCUCAAGUGGAGAGCCGGGAGAGCGCUCUUCCGAGACCUUCCCGCCGCAUCUAG